Lactuca saligna is the source of this 3581-nucleotide messenger RNA. Lineage: Eukaryota; Viridiplantae; Streptophyta; Magnoliopsida; Asterales; Asteraceae. The record is from the annotation of a GenBank genome assembly.
AUGCAUCCGCCGCGCUUACACUUCCUCCUCCUUCUCACCCUCCUCGUCUCCGCCGCCUUCCUCCACGUCACCUCCGCCGCCGAUGACAAUGACAAUGACGCAGAUGAUGUAAACAAUCUUGUUUUCGAGAAUCCAAGUCUCCGGAGAGCAUACAUUGCUCUUCAAGCAUGGAAAACCGCCAUCUUUUCCGACCCGUCCAACUUCACCGCCAACUGGACUGGCCCAGCCGUUUGUUCCUACGGCGGCGUGUUCUGUGCUCCUUCCUUGUUAAACAGCUCGAAUAGAGUGGUUGCCGGAAUUGACCUCAACCAUGCUGAUAUCGCUGGUUACCUCCCACCGGAGCUCGGCCUUCUAACAGACCUCGCUGUCUUCCACAUUAACUCCAAUCGGUUCUGCGGUACUGUUCCAAAAACUUUCAAGAAGCUUAAGCUCCUUUUCGAGCUUGAUUUAAGCAACAACCGUUUCGUCGGGGCUUUUCCCACGGUGGUUUUAUCGUUGCCGGUGUUGAAAUUCUUGGACCUCCGGUUCAAUGAAUUUGAAGGAUCUGUUCCAUUUAAGCUUUUCGAUAAGGAUCUUGAUGCAGUUUUCUUGAACGAUAACCGGUUUAAGUUCGGUAUUCCUCCGAAUUUGGGUAAUUCGCCGGUGUCAGUGCUUGUUUUGGCCAACAAUGAUCUCGGUGGGUGUCUUCCGGCGAGUAUUGGACAAAUGGGGUCGACGUUGAAUGAGAUUAUUCUCAUGAACGACAAUUUGACGAGCUGUUUGCCGGUGCAAAUUGGAGCUUUGAAAAAGGUGACGGUUUUCGACGUGAGCUUCAACAGUCUUCAAGGGCCGCUGCCGGCGGCGAUAGCCGGAAUGAGGAGUGUCGAGCAGCUGAAUGUGGCACAUAACAAGUUGACAGGGGUGGUGCCGGACAGUAUUUGUAAGUUACCCAGGUUGCAAAACUUUACUUUCUCUAACAAUUACUUUACUGGAGAAGCGCCGUCAUGUGUUGCCACCGGAGGUGGCGGUGGCAAGGUGUUUGAUGAUGGUAAGAAUUGUAUUGUUGGGAAAGCGAAUCAACGUUCCGGAAGGGAGUGUUCUUCUGGUGAUGCACGUCCUGUUGAUUGUAGUAAGUUGCAGUGUGGUGUUUCUCCAUCGCCGGUUCCAGUUCCAUCUCCACCGCGCUCUAAGUCGGAAUCUCAGUCUAGGAGAAGAACUCCGCCUGCUCCACCAGCUCCAAAACUGUCUCAGCCACCAAGGCAAAAAGUCAAGGCUGCUCCACCGCCUCCUGUUUUUGAGACUUCACCAAAUAUGAGGUCACGUCCUCCACCGCCGCCUACGGAUAGAAGCUCUUCAAAACCCAACCUUCGACCACCACCUCCGACUUGGCAAGUCUCACCAAACAAUCGACAUGCACCACCACCUCCAACUUUUGAAUCUUCACCUGUAACACGUGUUGCCCCACCACAAUCACCGCCACCACCACCUCCUCAUUCACCUCCACCACCACCACCACCGCAAUCGCCACCACCUCCACCACCACAAUCGCCACCACCUCCUCCCCAUUCACCACCACCUCCACCCCCACAAUCACCACCACCUCCACCACCAUCACCACCACCUCCGUCUCCGUCACCACCUCCACCAUCACCACCACCUCCGACUCCGUCACCACCUCCACCAUCACCACCACCUCCAUCUCCGUCACCGCCUCCACCGCCAUCACCAUCACCACCUCCUCCUUGUUCACCACCACCUCCACCACACUACUCAUCACCACCACCACCACCACCUCAUUACUCAUCACCACCACCACCUCCACAAUACUCACCCCCACCUCCACCACACUACUCAUCUCCACCACCUCCACCUCCUCAUUCACCGCCACCACCUCCACCUUAUUACUCAUCACCACCACCACCUCCACAGUACUCAUCCCCACCUCCACCUCCCUAUUCACCACCACCACCUCCACCUCAUUAUUCAUCACCACCACCACCACCACAUUACUCAUCCCCACCACCACCAUCCUCAUCAGACUGCACUCCCCCACCGCCACCUCCUCCCCAACCAUGUGAAACCCCCUCUUCAUCCCCACCACCACCUCCACCACAAGAAUGGCACCACCAACCACCACAAACUCGAUCACCACCAUCACCUACAUACCAUCAUUCAUAUACACCACCACAACAAUGGCAUCAGCCACCACCCCAACAAUCAGCAUCUCCUCCACCACCAACACUCCCACCACCACCACCUUUCGAUAACCUGCCUCUUCCACCAGUGUUCGGAGUUUCCUACGCCUCUCCACCACCACCUCCCGGCGGCGACUGCACAUCCUUCUGCCUAGGGCUCCGGAAACGCCUAUUACAUUGUGAGUUGAAAGAAUGGCCUUCAGAGUGGUUGCUAGGAGAUUAUUGAGGAGCAAGCUGUUACCCAUGUUCACUCCUGCUUCUACAUUGCAUUCUCAUGCCACUAGCUUUGGAUUUAAAGAAGUAAACGAAGAAGAAAAAAGCCAACUGGUUGGGAAUGUCUUCACCAAGGUUGCAUCAAAUUAUGACAUCAUGAAUGAUUUGAUGAGUGGUGGAUUGCAUAGGCUGUGGAAAGAUAGACUGGUUUCAAAAUUGAGUCCAUUUCCUGGGAUGAAGCAUCUUGAUGUAGCUGGUGGGACAGGUGAUGUUGCUUUUAGGAUUCUAGAAACAAUCAACAGUGUUAAUCGCAGAGCCAUAGAAGACACACUUGAAGAUGAUUUGCAGAGAGAAACUCAGAUUUAUGUUUGUGAUAUCAAUCCAAAUAUGUUGGAUGUUGGUAAAAAACGAGCCCAACAAAGAGGGCUUGGAGAACAGGGGUCCCUCAUAUGGGUUGAAGGAGAUGCAGAAAAACUCAACUUUGAAAAUGAUUCCAUGGAUGGUUACACUAUUGCUUUUGGUAUUAGGAAUGUUACACACAUAGAAAAAGUUCUUGCUGAAGCAUAUAGGGUACUCAAGAAAGGAGGGAGAUUCCUUUGUCUUGAACUCAGCCAUGUUGAAGCUCCAGUUUUCAAGCAACUGUAUGAUUACUAUUCAUUCUCAGUUAUUCCAGUUGUAGGAGAAUUAGUUGCAGGAGAUCGUGAUUCUUAUCAGUAUUUGGUUGAAAGUGUUAGGCGUUUUCCUCCUCAGGAGGUGUUUGCUUCAAUGAUUGCGGAGGCUGGAUUUCAAAAGGUGGAGUAUGAGAAUCUUGUGGGAGGAGUGGUGGCAAUCCAUUCUGGGGUGAAAUUUUAGAUUCUAAUUCAAAUUUAUUUCAAGUUAAUAAGAUGGAGUUGCUAAAGAUUUAGCUUCAAUUUGUUUGUUCAACAUUUUGAAUAUGUAGAAGAAAGUUGUAUGAGGAAUGCGUAGAUACAGGAGGAUUGCAUUGACACAGUAAGAUUAAUAUUUAUGGUCAAUGUUACAAGAAUCUUUGUGGUUGCGUAAUUAGAACACUGAACUAAUAAUUAAGUAAUAAAGUUAAUAUGAAUUAUGAUAUGUAUGUCUAUGAUUUUAAGUCAUGUAAAAUGUUGAUACAAGACUCUUUCAGGAUAUGGUUUUUUUAAGAAAUCUGAUUUUUGGGAUUAUAAUUAAAUAAUA